GCAAUUGUCGCUCUCCGUACGCGGCUCCCCGGUGCCAAAAAUGAGCCGGAGACGCUGCGACUGCAACGGCCCCGUCGAGGCUUCAGCAUUUGGAGCUUUCGUCCCGGAUCUGAAGACUCUAAGCAUCACACUGCCGUCCCUGCAGCCGCUGAGCGCCGCGCACGACUGGGAUUACUGGCCGUUCGGCGCGCGAUGCGAACGCGAGUACUACGCGCUAGAAGCGAGCGGCAGCCUCAUGCAGAUGGACGCAUACGAGCGCGCGGACCUGCAGGAGAGCAUGCCGUCGAUCUGCGGCCUGGACGGCCGCCAGCUGGAGCUGGUCCUGAAGCAGUACGCUGGGACGAAAGCGUUUAGAUACGCGGCCGCAAGGAUGCCGGACUGGUUCCGGCAGAUGUGCCACACGGGCGCGCUGGUGCCGUACGUCGCCGGCGAGGAGGUCGCGCACGCCGCCGCGCGGCCGUCGCCGCCCGCGAGAAGGGCGCCCGCCGCGGCGCCGCCGCGGAGACGAAUACUGCGCGGCGGCACGCGGCGGCCGCCGGCGGCGCCGGUCCCGGCGGCCGUCGAGCCCGACGAGCCCGACGAGUCCGACAAGGACGACAAGAUCAACGUGAGAAGGCUGACGUUGGCGGACUACAACAAGCCGGGCGUCUCCAUGGCCGACAAGGACGCGAGACUAAUAGCUUUAUUGGAUGCGUGUCGAGAGGGCGUGUUCGGCGAGGAGCUCCGGGACUGCGACGUGCGCAUGGACUGCGUGGUGGCGCGGGGCUACCCGCUCGGCGUGGACGUGAAAAGACGACGUAAAAUUUUCGGCACCGACCCGCACGCCGACCAGUUAUUGCUGGACGCGGGCUUCGUGCGAGUUGGUGCGAGAUGCCCUGCGGCGAGGGCGGACGAGGCGCUCGAGCGGUACGGGCCGGUGCUGCGGGACGCGGCAAAGCGCGGGCUCGCGUUUGGGUCGUCGCGAUCGGCGAAGAUGACGGAGCUUAGGAAGGCCAUCUGCUGGUUGAGAGAGCGGGUAAAGAAUGCGCGUGCGUCGGACGACGUCGUCCUCGAGCUCGCCAAGGAGCUGGGCAAGCUGGCGCCGGAGGACGCGAAGGGCGGCCGGUGGGGCACCGAAGUUUACUGGGCGCACUACUACGCGGACCAGGCGCGCGCGGUGCUCGCUCGCGCAAACGAGGAGGACGAGGAGGAGGCCGCCGAAGCAGUUUCGGCGACGCCGCGGCCGCGGCCGCGGCCGCGGCGCGCCGCCUCGGGACUGGCGCCCGCGGUCGUCGAGAGCAGCGACGACGAGGACGUCGCAACGCCGCCGACGGACGACUACGAGGACGAAUUUGACGCCGCGCCCGCGGCUCGGCAGACGCGGAAGCGGGCGGCCACGAACACGGGCGACGGCGGGGAUGACGCGACGACCGGGGCGCCGCGAGCACGGCGGCGGCGAGACACGGACGUGCCCGACGCGUCCGACGUCAAGAAGAAGAUCGACCCGACGAAGCUGACGAAGAAGGACUGGAACCGGCGCCUCCCCAUGGACCAGAAGGAAGAGAUCCUCGUGGCGUGUUUAGAGGCGAUACGAGCGGGCGAGAUCCCCGACGUCGAGGACUGCGACGUGCGCCAGAACUGCGUGCUGUCGGGCGGCUACGAGCUCGGCAUGCACAUGAAGCGCCGACGUCUGAUCUGGGGCUCCGACCCGGACGCCGACCAGAGAUUGCUGGACGCGGGCUUCGUGCGAGUUAGCGCGAGAGGCAACGUUGCGAGGGCGGACGAGGCGUCCGAGCUGCACGCGCCGGUGCUGCGGGCCGCGGCGGCGCGCGGGGACGGGUCGUACGCGACGACGGAAAUUAAGGACAGCGUCACCUGGUUGGGAAGGAAGGUAAGGGAAGCCUCGCGCGCGUCCGAUGUGGCCGACAACGUCUACCUCGAGCUCGCCAAGGAGCUGGGCAAGCUGGCGCCGAAGAAAGCGAAGGGCGGCCGGUACGGCACCGACGUUUACUGGGCGCACUACUACGCGGACCAGGCGCGCGCGGUGCUCGACGGCGAGGACGCGGCGCCGCUGGUUCCGAAGAAGCGGAAGCGGGCCGCGGCGCGCGCGAAGCCGGUCAAGAAGCGGUCGGGGCGGCGGCGCUAGGGCGUCUCUGUACUGUCUAUAA
Pelagomonas calceolata is the source of this 2147-nucleotide messenger RNA. The record is from the annotation of a GenBank genome assembly. Lineage: Eukaryota; Pelagophyceae; Pelagomonadales; Pelagomonadaceae.